UCAGAAAUUCGGCGGCUCGAAUGAAAAAUUAGUGCGGUUUAAUUUCUUGAAUUUAAAACGCAAAAAUGGAAGAAUCGACCGCAAUUGAGCCGCAGACGGAACGUGGCUCGAACCACUUCAAGAAUCGCAACAAAAAGAAGAAAUCCGCCGGCAAGCGGUUCCUGCAGAACGCGAAGGGUUUCGGCCGGAAGAACAGCUUCGGGAGGGGGGCUGAGCUGGAGCAGGACGAGUACAACUAUUUCGUCGAGAUUCUGGAAGCGAUGAACGGGCUGGAGGACGCGGACGAGCGGAGCACGAUGGCCUGCAACGUGUACGAGCAGAUCCGCGAGAAGGAGAUCAAGACGUCGUCGAAUCAGCUGAGCAGCCGGGUGUUGGAGAAUCUGCUGGGGUUUACGGACGAGUCGACGCUGGAACAUCUGAUGGAGGUGUUUGUGGAGAACUUUCGGGUGGUUUGUUGCGACAAGUUUGCGUCGCACGUGCUGCAGAAGAUGCUGUUUAUUGCGGUCGUUCGGUGUGUUGGCGGGAGUCAGCCGGAUCAGGAGGAAGACGGUCCGGCUGCUAAGAAGAUGGCUAAGGGUGAGCUUGGCCGGGAGUUGGAGUACAACAUGGGCCAUGAGUUUGGAGAAGGGCACCGGAAGGUGUGCGGGAAGUUCGUCAAAAAGGUGGCGAAAUUUUUGCUGAACAAUUUGGAGGACUUUGUGUGGGAUUCGUUCGGGAACUACGUGAUCCGGCAGUGCAUUCUGAACCUGGCUGGAAUCGCGGAGCAAAAGAUUAGCAAAGGGGAGUCUUCGGUCGUGAAACGGCUAACCGUGCCGGAAAAGUGGACCAAGCUGAUCAACGAGUUUAGCUUGCGGCUGCUGGCGUGGCCGCAGUUUGCCGAUUUGCCUUACAACGAGUUCACUUCGGUUCUGCUGCAGAACCUGCUCACUUCGCUGGCUCGAAGCGAGGACAAGUUUCAACUGGCACAAAUCGGAGAGAAGCUGCUGAACGAGAGCUUCCUGAAGGAGGAACCUCCAGCAGAAGAUGACGAACCAGAAGCGGUACCGCUUCCGAAGGUUUUCCAGCACGACAGCUCGAUUCGACUGCUGGAAGUGCUUCUCUCCGUGUCCAGUGAAGACUUCCUAAAGGACCAUCUCUUCAAGCAACUCUUCCAAGGCAAAAUAGUUCUGCUGAGCAAUACACGUGCCACCAACUUUGCCGUCCAAAAGUUGCUGGAUAACAUUGCCGACAAACACUUGCUGGAGCUUUUCUUUUCCGAACUCGACGCGGGUCUCGAAGAAGUCCUUCAACAAGGUCACACCGGAGUCGUUGCAAACCUGGCCAAAGCUUGCAACCGGCUAAGCUGCCAGCAGGGAAAGCUGAUCAAACUUCUACUAGACGCCCUCCACUGCUCCGACGCCACCGGAGAAAAGCUGCUCAACUCCGUGCUCAAACUCAUGCCGCCGGAAGUGCUUGCCAAGCAGGAAAACGCCCCAAUCCACCUUCACGGCUCCGUCAUCCUGCAAGCGAUUCUGGAGUUCAACAAACCAAUCAAGCUCGUGUCCGCCAUUCUGGAAACCAAAAACGACUCCCUGGCCAAGAUUUUCACCGACCCGCGCGGUUCCUUCGUCGUGAACGCCUUCAUCACGUCCAAAUUCGUGGGGGAAAAGUCCCGCGAGAAGCUGAUCCGCCACCUCGAGGGAUGCUACAUGGACCUGGCGCUGUCCUCGCACGGAUCGCGCGCCCUCGAGCUACUCUACGGCGCGGCCAGCCCCACCCAAAAAGAAUCCAUCGUGAAGGAACUGUCCGAACGGGUCGCCCAACUCAACAGCAAACCCUGGGGCGUCAUCAUCAACCGGAAGCUGGCGGUCGACAGCUACCGCAAGAAUCCCACCGCGUGGAAAAACGGAACGGCGGCAGCGCCGCUCAACGAUAAGGUCGGCAAGCUGUUUGACAAGGUGAUUGGCGGCGCCGAGUCGCGAAAACGUAAGUAAUAAACUGUUACUCGAUCAAA
Molecule: messenger RNA, 1993 nt
Organism: Culex pipiens pallens (northern house mosquito)
Lineage: Eukaryota; Metazoa; Arthropoda; Insecta; Diptera; Culicidae
Product: nucleolar protein 9
Exons: 1
Coding region: 66-1973 (635 amino acids)
Biological process (GO): ribosomal small subunit export from nucleus; endonucleolytic cleavage in ITS1 to separate SSU-rRNA from 5.8S rRNA and LSU-rRNA from tricistronic rRNA transcript (SSU-rRNA, 5.8S rRNA, LSU-rRNA); endonucleolytic cleavage in 5'-ETS of tricistronic rRNA transcript (SSU-rRNA, 5.8S rRNA, LSU-rRNA)
Cellular component (GO): 90S preribosome; preribosome, small subunit precursor; nucleolus
Molecular function (GO): RNA binding
Source: RefSeq, a predicted model, not a curated record